AUGCCAGGUCCAGAUAAAUCCGGAAAGUCUUCUGCCUCAUCAACAGGGAUGCCGUUCAUUAUCUCGUCGAGCAUUGAGAAAACCGAUCCAGCCACUAGGAAGCUAAUUAGAAGCUACGCAAGACGGGGGAAAACACGAAAAGGGGUUCGCCCUGCCGUAGACCAACGACCAGCUAGUAGGACGACAACAGUUAUCCGUGGUCGGUCAGAGCCACUAAAACUAGAAGAAGUCGUUGAAGUUUAUACCCCAUUAAUUCCGGGUCGGAUUGGGUUAAACCUCUAUUUCGUCAACUUUUCCGACGAUGUAGAGCCUUUGACGCUUUUCAACAUGGCAAAAGUUACGACAGUAUCGAGGAAAGUUACAUUCCCCUUACGAGCAGCGGUUAGCUUCGAAGGGGACAAUGAAGGAUGGAACUCCCCAUUCGGACGAGACGCCGUUGCUCUCCACAUAAUGGCUUUUGCCGUACAAGGCUUCAUUGACAGAGUCCUACGCCGCCAAGAAAAUCUUAACCCAGUAGCCAUACUACAUCUCCAGAAGGGACUAAGGCUUCUUCGCGAAAGGCUACUGGGGAACGAUGAAACGAAGAUUUCGGACUCGACAAUGAGUGUGGUCUUGAAACUAGCGAGCGUAGCACAGUUCGACGGAGACUAUGAGACCUCGAAGAAACAUAUGGAAGGUCUUCGCAAAAUGGUCGACUUAAGGGGAGGCCUCGACGUUUUCGAAGGAACACCGUUACUGCUAGAGAUGUUAAGGUGUGACCUAGGGGUCGCAUUACUCAAUGGAUCACGCCCUAUAUUUUUCAUCCAGCCUUCUGAGCCGAUGCCUGAAUACCCCGAGAAACUGAUGCCGGCUGUUAUUGGUGGGACAUCAGCCCAAGACGAUAUGAAACUAGUUCGAAUCACCGAUGAUGAGCUAGCGACGGCUUGGGCGGUCUUGAGAAGAUUCUGUUUGUUCGUCGAUCUCGGGACCCAAACUCAACGGACAAUCCGCUCAGAUAUUAUCUACGAAACAAUGACUGCGGUGACAUAUCGCCUGUUACACAUGAGCUUCUCCUCCGGUUCGAUCGAUGAAGCCGUACGACAAGGCCUUUUGGCCUUUUGCUACCACAUCUUCUUGCAGUGGCAAGACAUUAAACCACUGUACUGUGACUUGGCUACCGCAUACCGAUGCUGGAUUCUUAACCUCAAGAGCCCUGAUGUGGUUUCUUCUCAGCUCAUGCUCUGGCUGUUGAUGAUCGGAGCGGUCUCAAUCUUCAAUAUAUCAGACGAGUUGUGGCUAAGGAAACAUAUAGAAGAACACGUGGGCAGAUGCCAGAUUAAAAUAUGGAGAGAAAUGCAAGAUGUACUGAGGUCAUUUAUGUGGAUUGCAGUGCUAGAUGAACAACCGGGGAGAGAUGUCUAUAAUUCUCUAUUUAAAUGA
Molecule: messenger RNA, 1419 nt
Organism: Daldinia vernicosa
Lineage: Eukaryota; Fungi; Ascomycota; Sordariomycetes; Xylariales; Hypoxylaceae
Exons: 3
Coding region: 1-1419 (472 amino acids)
Source: RefSeq, a predicted model, not a curated record